Penicillium taxi is the source of this 1485-nucleotide messenger RNA. RefSeq lists its product as uncharacterized. Bases 1 to 1485 code for a protein of 494 amino acids. The record is from RefSeq and is a predicted model, not a curated record. The transcript has a single exon. Lineage: Eukaryota; Fungi; Ascomycota; Eurotiomycetes; Eurotiales; Aspergillaceae.
AUGUCGUACAACUUCCCUUCUACUCCCCGUCCCCGCUACUGCGUCGUUCGCCCAAAUGGCAUGAUUGCACCUAUGAUCCCGAUAGAUGAGCUGCCUGGAUGGCUGCAAAUAUUCAACUGGCCCUCGGACAUACUCCUGGGUCUGGAGCCAGUUUCCAAUCGCUCCAUCCAGCGGAACGACGAAUACCAUGUCAUUUGUCAUAAUUGUGCAAACAGUGUGGGAUACUUGUCUGACCAAACAUUUAGUUCUUCUUCAGCGACUAAAAGCCGUCGAGGACUGUUUCCUGAACCAGCUGAAUGCCUCGUUAUUCCCAGGGGAAAACCCUUCUUGUCUAAUGAACAUGUAUUCACUGCAACGGACGAAACAGAUUCGGAGGUAGUUCCGGACACCCCCAUGUCGGCUCCAGAGGUACUGCAGACUCAAGCCAUCUCUUUCAGCAGAUACUUCUCUACCCGCUCUACUGAUGAAGAGGUACUGGAAGGAUCGAGACGAUCUCCCAUUCCUGCGAAGUGCCUUCAACGCAAGUCAGAUACUCCAGCAUCCUCUGUGCACUCGGCAGAUGAUUCUAGUUCGAAACUCUCCAUUCAGUCUGAGGCCGAAAUGUUCUUGAUGACAUUAAGCGACUCUCCUGUGCUUGGAUCACACCCAGAUACACCCGCAUCCUCUGUGCACUCUGCAGAUAAUCCCGGUUCUGACAUCUCCAUUAUAUCUGAGGCUGAGAUUUAUAUGGUCGCGUUGAGGGACUCUCCCUUGCUUGGACCGCUCCCAGAAACUCCAGCAUCCUCUUUGUAUUUUGCAGAUAAUUCCAGUUCCAACGCCUCUGUUUCAUCUGAGGCUCCUGUGCUUGGAUCGCACUCAGAGACUUCAACUCUACCGUCCUCCGUUGACUUGACGGACGAUUAUGAUUCCGAUGAUUCCGAAGAUAGCUGCCAUUCUCCAGCACGAUCAGCUCAAAUUGAUGACGAAAUCGAUGGAUUCCCUGCGAUUCUUCAGGCAGACCUGGAUUCAUUAUGCUUCGUGUCCCGUGGAGAGCCAAUCGUGAGCGACGAAUAUCAGCCAGAACUAGAAAGUCUGAAGGACUUCGACAAUUCUCUUGCCGCCAAAAUGGAUACUGCGAUCUUCAGUGACUUGGAAGAUGUGGCCGACUUUGGAGAAUUUGCACUGGAGGAAGAAACCAGCACAUGCGCGCACCUUCACAUGAAAUCCAAGUCCAAACGCUCCAACAUCAGGUCAAUGGUUCACAAGACCCAUUCGAUGGCCCAUCACCAUGUCCACGGCGGUCGUUGCCGUCGUCGCGCGAACAUUGUCGGCACUAUGGUCUCGGUGGAAGAAGCAGAGUCCAAGCCGGAACAGCUGAAUUCAUAUACCAGGAGACGUGAUCGACGGGAGAGAAGAAUCCAAGGGAAGAAGGGGACGAAUUCUCAUGGCCAAUACCACCACAUGGUGAUGGUUCAUGGCUCGCAUUCACCAAAGCCACAUCGUUAA